This is a messenger RNA of Ectocarpus siliculosus, 762 nucleotides long. NCBI's taxonomy places the organism in Eukaryota, Phaeophyceae, Ectocarpales, Ectocarpaceae. The record is from the annotation of a GenBank genome assembly.
AUGCGGGGCUGCCACCUGACUCGGGGCGCCGGGUGCAGCAACGCCAAGUGCGCCCAGGCCCAGAAGAUGCUCCGCCAUUACGCCGAGUGCAACCGUAAGAGGGCCCUUGGCGGGCGCUACUGCCUGGUCUGCUCCCUGGUCGCUCGCUCCACCGCCACCAACACCAGCAACAACCACCACCAGACCAACAGCAACGUCAUGCUGCCCCCCACCUCCCCCAACGGCUCUCCAGUUGGCCGAACCUCCCCGGCGAACCGCCGGCAGCCUCUGAGCUAUCUUGGUCCUGGGGCCGUCCCGACCAGGCGCGGUCCUAGCGUGCAGCAGCACCAGGACAGGGCGACGGCGGCGGCGGGGGGGAAGGGGCAGGGAAUGGACGCCACGCGGCUAUCGUCUCCGGUGUUGAUCUCGCGGAGUAAGCGGGGCGGCGGCGUGGCCGGGCAAUUGCUGCAACCGCAGCAGCAGCAGGGUGGUGCAAUGCCCGGUUCGCCGCUACAGCAGCCGCAGCAGCAGUGCAUGGUGAUUCUUCGGGGCAGCAAGUUCUUUCGCUCCCUGCCGAAGACCCGCCGAGGAAGUUGGGGCGGGUACGACCGCACCCGCUACCUGCGACGCACGCGCUUCGACUCCAUCCCCGAGGAGGUGCCGGAAGAGGACUGCGACGACGACGACUACGACCAAGAGACGUCUUCAGACGCGGGUUCGAAGUCGACCGUGGGCGACGCGGACAGCCGAAGCAAGACCCUGCUCAGUUCCAUUUCCUUGUGA